This is a messenger RNA of Mytilus trossulus (common blue mussel), 6172 nucleotides long. RefSeq names its product protein Jade-1-like. The record is from RefSeq and is a predicted model, not a curated record. Bases 162 to 3260 code for a protein of 1032 amino acids. The transcript has 17 exons. Lineage: Eukaryota; Metazoa; Mollusca; Bivalvia; Mytilida; Mytilidae. Gene Ontology annotation, biological process: regulation of transcription by RNA polymerase II.
UCGUUUUAUCUCGCUCAAAUCCCGUGAACACAAAAUUAUCCAAAUCGCCAUGAUGGCGCCAAUUUUUGCUGAAAUUGUGAAAUUCAACCAAAAAAUGCUAUUUUACAGAUAAAAUUGGGAAUCAGAAAUAUUCAAUACGGAGAGGAUAAAAUUGCAGCAAGAUGCCACCAAAUAAAAGCAAGAGAGUUCGGGAAGACAUGUCUGAUGAAGAAAGGCCUACAAAAAAGACAUGCACAGAUAUAGACAUUGUUGAAGAUGAAUCAGUGUUUACUACAGGCGAAGGAUCAGGUUCACUAUGUAAAGGUCAACUUAAAAGUCCUGCACCAACAAUCGUACACCAGAAACCUGCAGAGUUGUUCAGGAAAGACUUGAUUAGUGCUAUGAAACUUGCUGACUCUGAACAAUUAGUCCCAGAAGAGUACCUAUAUAUAACAGAUUCCUGGAAACAAGACUGGGAGAAAGGGGUUCAAGUUCCUGUUAAUGAAGAUCUUAAACAUGAACCUCAGAUCAGGGAGAAUGGGGAAAAAGCAAAAACAACUGGAGAUUUUAAAAUGCCUAGAAAACUAUUACACAGUUGUAAAGAUGAAAGCUAUAAACAAGGUGACCAUGAGCUGACAGGGAUGCAACAGUUAGCAGAUCAAGUUGUACGGUAUGAUCUUGAUGACCUUGAUGUGUCUUGGUUAGACAGUAUGAAUGCAGAAAGAUUAGGAUUAGGAUUGAUAAAUAUUCAUGAAUGGAUAAUGGAAAGAGUUAUAGAAGGAUUAGAAAACCAGUAUUAUGAACAAGCAGAGAAGAAGAAAAAGACAGAAGAAGGCUUAGGAAUAGAAUAUGAUGAAGAUAUUGUCUGUGAAGUGUGUAGAUCUCCUGAGAGUGAAGAAUGUAAUGAGAUGGUGUUUUGUGAUGGCUGUGAUAUUUGUGUUCAUCAGGCAUGUUAUGGUAUACAGAAAAUCCCUGAAGGUAGUUGGUUGUGCAGACCUUGUGCUCUAGGAAUCAAACCUACCUGUAUAUUGUGUCCUAGGUCUAGUGGCGCAAUGAAAAGUACAAGGAGUGGAACUAAAUGGGCUCAUGUAAGUUGUGCACUGUGGAUACCUGAAGUAAGCAUAGGGGAUGCUGAGAAAAUGGAACCAGUUACUAAAAUAUCUCAAAUACCUGCUAGUCGAUGGGCUUUAAUUUGUUGUCUGUGUAAAGAGAGGAAAGGAGCCUGUAUUCAAUGUUGCGUAAAAGCUUGUAAAACUGCCUUUCAUGUGUCAUGUGCUCAUCAUAAUACUUUAGAAAUGAAAACUAUACUGACAGAUGAUGUAGAUCUGGAUGGAGGCUUGAAAUUAAAGGGUUACUGUCCCAGACAUAGUAAAAAUCGUGAUAGGAAAGGAUCAGAGUCCGACACUGAUUCUCCCAGGAAAAGUCCACCUGGAUCUCCUAGGAAGGGGCUAACAGAUGAAGAAAUAGCUAGAAUGAGGGCAGAAAAAACAAAGAAACUACAAGAAGAAUUUUACAGUAUAAUUAAUUUAGAUGAGCUAUCCAGAACAUUAGAGUUAGAUAUAGACAUUAUAGAAAGUAUAUAUGAAUAUUGGAAACUAAAAAGAAAGUCCAUGUUUGGUGCACCAUUAUUAACACCUAAAACUGAGGAGGAAGAUUUCUUUGAAAAACAACAAGAAGAUAGUUUAUUGUCCAGAAUGAAGAUGUUUGUACAACUACGACAAGAUUUAGAAAGGGUUCGUAAUUUGUGUUAUAUGGUCAGUAAACGUGAGAAGAUGAAGAAACAGUACUAUAAAUCUAGAAUAGAAGCAUUCCAUGGACUAAAUGACGCAUUAGUUGACAUGCGUCUCUCAGAUAGAGAGGCACAAAAAAUAGCGGAAUUAUACCCAGAACAGAAUAUAUACUAUAAUUUUGACCCUAGUGCUUAUGAAACAUCCCCUGACAUUAAAGAAGAAAUCGAGGACUUGCAUUUAGAAAAAAGGGAAAGAAGUUUUACCGACUUUCUCCUGCAAGAUGAUGACACACAAGACUAUAUUCCUGAACUAUCAUCCUUAUCACCGCGUAAGGAUGCGGGUGAUGCCGGUUCAGAACUGGGAUUUUCUGGAAAGUUAGUGACUGAAAACUUAAGGAAUGUUCUGACUAUUGAACCAGAUAGGUUAGUUCAGACUAAGAAGGAAAGAUAUAAACGUAAAAAAGAGUUGAAGGAGAGAAAUUUCUGUGAUGUUUUUAUUAUGAGCCCUGAUGAAGUGGACAUGACAAAAAGUGGUGAUUACCGUCUUCGUAGUACAACUUUUACAGGUAUAAGUCUGAUUAAAGCAGACACUUCUAAACAUGAACGGAUAAGAAGAAAAACAAUAGAUUCGUUAGAAACCAAAGCUUUUGAUGAAGAGGAAGAUUUUGAUCCAUCAGUUUCACCAAUAAAACGUGAAUUACGGACACGAAGACAAACAUGUGAUGCUGAUAUGUUUGCCAAUGAAAAUUCUAAAUCUCCACGUGAAUUAAGAAGUUCUUCUAUAAGUAUCAAAGAUGAACCAAAAGAAAUAAGUGUAAUAAGAAAUUUGUCUAAAUCCUCAAAGGCGGGCAAUGUUACUGACCGAGUAAAAGCUGAAUUGAACAAUUAUAUACUUGGUUCAAAAUUAGUGGUUGCAGAUUAUAUUAAAGAUACUGUACAAAAAGGACUAUUAGAAAAUAAGCGAGUUUUACGAAAUAAUUUCCUCAAUGGAAUGAUAGAUCGAUCAAAAAAGAAAGAAAAUUGUGUGAAUAGUAACAUCAGUUCUCCAAUUUGUUUGUCUCCUGUGAACGGGAGAAGAUCUAUAUCAAGAGUAUUAAACGAAAUAUCUCCAUCCCGAGCUAGCACUCCCAGUGAUAAUGGUUGGUGCAAAAAUGCACGUGGCUCUCCUCGUACACCUUCACAUAUUGUAAAUGGUGAAAAUGGUUUAUUGGAUCGAAAUUCUCCAGGACCAGCUACAAGAAGUUCUCGUCGUAAAACAGACAAUGGUUACGAUUCAGACAGUCGGGAAGCAUUCAGUACAAGAAGUAGUCGGGAGAAUUCUCCUGCUAGUAUUAGAAGUUUUAGGCGUGUAUUGAAAAUGAGAUCAGAUUCGCCAUCGUCACGUAAAAGUUUUACCGAUUCUAACCAUGGUUUUGUAGAUGUAGAAAAUAUUUAUACCGAUUCUGAUAAUACUCCGUUAAAAAGAGUGACUAGAAGUCAAGUCUUCAGUGAUAAUGAGAGCUCAAGAGACUCGUUAGAUUUUAAAGAUAAAUUUUCUACUAUAUUGUCAUAGCAGAGAAUUUUUAUAUGUUUGUCCAUGAAUGGCAUUAAUUUGUUUUAUGAAGGCAGCUAAAACCCUUUUGUUCAAAGUCAUUGACACAAGCCAUAUUUAUGUGUUUCAUUUAUAAACCAUUACAAUACAAAAUAAAUGGUCACUUGCCAUAAAUUGCCUGAUCCUUUUAAAGAAAGAUUAGGUUAACAAAAUUUAAUAAUAAUAAUCACACGCAAAUGUUGGGGGCUUUUUAUCAGGAAUUUGAUAUUCUGUAAAUUCUACAAAAUGACUACAAAAAAUUUUCUUCUUUUGGUGGCACAUGACAUGUAUACAAACUACUAUUUGUACUUCACAGUUCACUGUUAACUAAAUCCAAUGUUUGCACCAUUAUUUUCAUAAAGGCAGUGGGUUCAUCAUCUUUUUAUGAUUUUUCUAAUAAAAGAUCAAGCAUAUAUUAAAACAUUUUAAACUGGUAAAAAAAACUAACACAAAAAUGAAAAAAAUAGAUUAGUUGGAUAGCAUGUGCAGAAACAAAAACUUUGGGUCAGUAAUAUUUUUUCUAGUCUAAAGAUAUAUUUGUUUAUUGACUGGUUGAGAUAUUGGUGGUUUCCACAUAAACUUUUUUUAUUAUUGAUAAGAUUAUUAUAAUAUUUUGUAUUUAUGAAAUGAAGAUGCAAGUUCAUUGUUACGAAAGAACUGAAAGGGCAAGUUACUCAUGUAUGCAUUUAUUUUUGUAAACUAACAUUACUGCAGUGUUAUAUAAUUAUUUUUGGUUGAUCUUUCUAUUUUUCUUCACAAGAUGAUUAAAUGUUCGAAUACCAUGAAUACAGUGUAUAAUCAUAUUUUCUUUAAUGAUCUUGUCACCAGGGUAGUGACAGUGAAAUUCAUUUCUUAUUAUAAUGUAGUCUUGUAAUCCUUGCAACUUAUGAGUUCACAAAUGACAUUCGCCAACAGUGAAACCAGUUUUUGAACAGUUAAAUAAGAUUCAUGAACUCAUUGGAAUAAAAUUUGAAAAUUUUGGUUUAUAUCAUUGAUCUUUCAUUGAAAUAUUUUGCCAACCUGUAAUGAAAAUUGUUUAACCUGAUCUAAUAUCCAGGGCCCUUUGAUCACAAAUUUUACUCAGUACUCUUUGAGUAGAAAAUUUGUGCUCGAAGCACCACAUCAAGGAUUUUGAUUGGUUGAUUCCUUAGUCUAAGUACAUGUACAUUAGUCCUGCUCACAAGGCAAGAUAAUCAUCAAUCCACUUUGUGAACUCUGAACAAUGCAGGAAAACUAGUCUUCUAAUAAAAUUAUUAGGAUUAUAUUUACAUGUAAUUUUUAUUAUGACAAAAGAACUUUCUAGUUUGCAAAUUAUUGAAAUGUAUAUGCUGUAAGGUUAUGCAGCAUACAGUGCCAUUCUUCUUUUUUGUUCCUGACAACUAGAGUUACCUCCAAUAAAUCAUUUCAGAUUUGUGAAGAUCUCUUAAGGACCACUUUACACAAACCAACCCUGCUAAGGCUGUAUAGCCACUCAAGGUCGUUAAACACUUCCAUCAUACACAAAUCUAGUUAUAAAUCGACCAAUUUCUAUUUUGUACUUUCAGAUUAAAAAAUUGAUAAUUAAGUUUUUGGGGUCUGAAUGAUGCAAUAUAACUUGAAUAAGCAUCAGCCAAAACAUUUAAAUGUUGUUUUCAACCAGGAAGUAGAUAAGAUAUUUGAUCUAUAAAUACCCCAAAAACCAGGCUUUUUAUGUUAGAACAUAGUAAAAGAACCAAACCCCAUGUCCUUCACCAACAUGAUAAACAUGAUGAAUAUGCAUAAUAUGCUAAUCCCUCCUACAUUAAUGAUUAUGGAGUUGGGGCAUAUGUGUCCUAUGGACACAUUUUUUUAUACCAUAUAUUAUUUUAUUUUAUCCACUACAUUAGGUGAUUUAGAUAUCAACUGAUUUUGAAGUUAAAACAAUUAAUUUUCUGCCUUAUGAGUUACAUUUUCUCAUCUUUUCUUUAUUUACAUUUAUCUAUCAUGGAAUAUCAAUAUCUCAAAAUCUCUUACUGAUGACAUGAACAGGUUUACUAAGCUGUAAAUUGUUUGGCAAUAGCAAAGCAAGUUGUGGGGAAAUGGUAUUCAACAUAUUCAUUAUGCACAUGUUGAAAUUCAAAAUAGCAUCUUUAUUCACAAUGGCAUCUUUUAAAUGAAUAUUGUUGAAUUCAUAAAAUCAUGGAAAAUUAAGAUAAUUAAGUGUCUCUUCAGUGAGGUUUAACUCCUUCAUUAGUGGAAUUGUUAAUCUGUCAAAUAUUGAAUUUUUAAACAUUUUUAUUUAUACUUUUUUUUAGAUGUAGUAGAAGAUUAAAAAAAAAUCUUAUUUUUGUUGAAACUAUAAUAUAUUCAAAAUUUUUAUUGAAGUUUUUGGAUGAAAAAAGUCAUUGUACUAUCACAAUAAUCUUGUUAUAUAUUAAUGUUCAAAGUUCACAUGUCAGGUAGAUCCAGUGUCUGAGGACUCAUUGUUUUUCUAGUGACUGGACAAUAUUUUUUUUAAUUUUUUUUUUUGGGGGGGGGGGCAAUAGUUUUAUGCAUUCAAAGUAAAAAAUUGUAUUUCAAUAUACAUGUAGGGGGUUUCAGUAGUGCUUUCUGCAUAAUAGUUCGUAUUUCAAUUUGGAGGGCUUUAAUAGUUGUUUUUCUGCAUUUUUCAGGCCAUUCAAACUUGUAUAGGGUCAAUAUCAUUUUGAGCAUUAUAUAGGUUAGCAAUACAUGAUCCUGGGAUAUUGUAUUAAUAUCAUUAAGUUUGCAAGAGCAUUUUUAAAAGAAUAUAAUGUAAAUAUGUCUAUUUUAGAUAAAUAUAUAUAGUUCGAUGUAGUAUAGAGCAUGUAUUUAAUGUAUAUUACUGCUGUGUAUAUUUGUACAAUAUUUGUACAUGCAAAACAUCUGUGGUCGAAAUUAAACAAAAAGCAUACAGA